Cuscuta campestris is the source of this 2331-nucleotide messenger RNA. The record is from the annotation of a GenBank genome assembly. NCBI's taxonomy places the organism in Eukaryota, Viridiplantae, Streptophyta, Magnoliopsida, Solanales, Convolvulaceae.
AACUACCUUACUCUCAAAAACAAAAAAAAAAACCCUGAUGAGAAAACCAGGCUUCAUAGGACUGCUGCCUCUAAUGGCAGUGAUUCUAUUGCCCUUCUUAAGGGCAACUCCCCUAUUGAUUCCCCACAAAAACAUCACCACAGACCAAAUUGCCCUUCUUGCUCUAAAAGUCCACAUCACCCAAGACCCUACAAACCUCCUGGCAGCCAACUGGUCCCAAACCACCUCCCCAUGCCACUGGGUCGGGGUAACCUGUGGCUCCAAGCACCAAAGGGUCACUGCCCUUAACUUGUCCCACAUGAACCUCACGGGUACCCUCCAGCCCCACUUGGGGAACCUGUCCUUCCUCGCCCGCCUCGACCUCCGCUCCAACCGCUUCAAUGGCUCCGUGCCCGCCGAGUUGGCUCGGUUGCGCCGGCUGAAGCACCUCAACCUGGGAAACAACGGAUUUCGCGGCGAAAUCCCGCCGUGGAUCGGCGCCUUCCCGCAGCUCCGGAACUUGUCGUUGAGCAACAAUGGCUUCACCGGAGUGAUUCCGCCUGCUCUGGGGAAUUUGACCAAACUGGAGACUUUGUUUUUAGAUGGAAAUGAUUUGGAAGGUUCAUUGGCAUCACAAAUAUUUGGUCACCUGCCUCAUCUAUCGAAGUUAAACUUGGGUAAUAAUCGAAUUUCUGGAACAAUUCCAAAGAGUUUGUUCAAAUGCAGUGGAUUGAAAUAUGCGGUCUUGCAUUACAACCAAUUGGAAGGGGGUAUCCCGUCGGAAGUGGGCAACUUGACUUCCCUCAUAUUCUUGGAUGUCUACAACAAUAACCUCUCUGGCUUGAUUCCAACCAUGCCACCUCAAAUGGUUUUGUUGGAUAUAUCAGAGAACAACUUCAUGGGAGGAAUUCCUUGGUCAAUGUGCAACAUGAGCAUGAUGAAUGUGUUAUACUUGUCAGAGAAUCACUUGAGUGGAACCAUUCCUCAUUGUUUGGGAAACUUAAACUCCACCCUUACCCACCUGAACCUUUAUGUAAAUAAUCUUUGGGGUAAAAUACCAGACACCCUUUUCCCUAAAACCUGUGUGCUGAGAGGCCUGCGCCUGAACAGCAACAAGUUUGAAGGACCAUUGCCACAUUCUCUAGCCAACUGCAAAGACUUUCAGGUCAUUGAUUUGGGAAGCAACAUGUUCCAAGACACCUUCCCUCACUGGCUAGCUGGUCUAAACAAGCUGCAGAUUCUCUCCCUGAGAUCCAACAGAUUCCAUGGCCCCAUUGUUGAUGACAACCCAAAGCUCCAAAUCUCUUUCCACCAUUUGCAGAUUCUAGACCUGUCCAACAACCACUUCAAUGGCUGCCUGCCCACCAACCUCUUUGCAAACCUGGGUGCAGUCGUCCAUGGCAUUGGCUAUAACCCGAACUACAUGGUUGAUGAGCCGUACCCGUGGGGGACGUACACGGAGCAGCUGAUUUACGUUUUCACCAAAGGGUUGAAGCUGAAGUAUUUUGACAUCCCAACCACUCUCACUGUGAUUGACUUUUCCAUGAAUCGUUUCGACCAAUGGAUACCCGAGGUACUAGGAAAACUUGGGUCACUCAUAGUCCUAAAUCUGUCCCACAAUUGUCUCACAGGCCAAAUCCCUUCAUCCUUGAGUCACAUUGCAGAGCUCGAGUCUUUGGACCUCUCAUCAAACCAACUCAAUGGGAGGAUCCCUACAGAACUCGUAAAUCUUGAGUUCUUGGAGGUUUUAGACCUUUCUUGGAAUGAUCUCACCGGUCUCAUUCCUCAUGGCAAACAAUUUGACACUUUCACCAAUGAUUCUUACAUUGGAAACAUUGGUUUGUGUGGACUUCCACUUGCGAAACGGUGCGUUGGUUAUGAUGAGAAAUUAGAACCUCCUCCACCUCCCCAAGAACUUGGAAGAUCAUCAACCAGUUGGAAAUUUCCUCUAGUGACAGGGUAUGGAUGCGGGCUAGUGUUCGGACUGAGCUUGGGUUAUCUUAUGUGCACCACGGGAAAACCGUUUUGGUUCAAUCAAUUCAUCGACAGAAUCAGUAUACGUAUUUAUCGCUACUUGAAAUACAUAUAAAAAACAUGCUUGGAUCAGAAUGUAAAGCAUAGUUAUCACUGUUCCAAGAAUAAGCUUAUAUGUUCUUCUCAAUUGGGGCAAAAACCAAUCACACUUUCACUUGUUUGAAGCCUAUUGAGAAACCUUGUUUAUUAAGUAUCAUCAAUGAUUUCAGUUCUAGUAUCUUUGUCUUGCUUGUAAAAAAAAUUGCCAAAAUUUGUGUAUCAUAAGUGUGAUUGUGUGAAUUAUGAGGUGCUCCUUUACAAAAAAUUAGUUUAAAAAUA